UAUUUAACCUAUUUUCCGCAGCAGUGUCUAUAGAUAACUUUCUCCAAUUUUUAGUGUCGUGAACAGAAAGAAAAGGGAAAACCGAAGAGAAGAAAAGAUGGACAGACUCACCCGAAUGUUUGCCGGCGCCGGAGGAGCUUUGGGUCAGCCGCCGACUGAUGCGCCGACUCUCGAUACUUCCGAGCAGAUUUACAUAUCUUCUCUCGCUCUUCUUAAGAUGCUUAAACAUGGAAGAGCUGGUGUUCCUAUGGAAGUAAUGGGAUUAAUGCUGGGUGAAUUUGUUGAUGAAUAUACUGUUAAAGUUGUUGAUGUUUUUGCUAUGCCGCAAAGUGGAACUGGUGUUAGUGUUGAAGCUGUUGAUCCUGUUUUUCAGACUAAAAUGCUUGAUAUGCUUAAACAAACUGGAAGGCCAGAGAUGGUUGUGGGAUGGUACCAUUCACAUCCUGGAUUUGGUUGCUGGUUGUCUGGUGUGGAUAUCAACACACAGCAGAGUUUUGAAGCUUUAAAUCAAAGAGCUGUUGCUGUAGUGGUGGAUCCUAUACAAAGUGUGAAAGGGAAGGUUGUUAUUGAUGCCUUUCGUUUGAUCAACCCACAGACCUUGAUGCUCGGUCAAGAGCCUCGUCAAACAACAUCUAACCUCGGUCAUCUUAACAAACCAUCAAUUCAGGCAUUGAUCCAUGGGUUGAACAGACAUUACUACUCCAUAUCGAUCAAUUACAGGAAAAAUGAACUCGAAGAGAAGAUGCUGCUUAACCUUCACAAAAAGAAAUGGACUGAUGGAUUGACUCUAAAGAAAUUUGAUUCUCAUUCCCAAACUAAUGAGCAGAUUGUCCAGGAAAUGUUGAAUCUGACUAUCAAGUACAACAAAGCUGUUCAAGAGGAGGAUGAAUUGUCUCCGGAGAAGCUAGCAAUUGCAAAUGUGGGAAGGCAAGACGCAAAGAAGCAUCUCGAAGGACACGUGAACACUUUGAUGUCCUCCAACAUCAUUCAGACGUUAGGUACCAUGAUAAACACAGUCGGGUUUUAACUUGCAUGUACUAGACCCUUCUUAAUUUGGAAUGUCUCAGUAUUCGACAGCAGUUUAGAACAUGAAAAAACAUUAUGGUUUUCUUUCCAAAUUAGCUUAUUAUGAUUAUUUUAGCAAUAUGCUAGCCUUUUGUGCUAGAGAUUUUCUUCAAUUGUAUCAAACAGAACUGAGGAUCAUCGUACAAGCACUUGAUUCUUCGGCUUGCA
Amaranthus tricolor (Joseph's coat) is the source of this 1233-nucleotide messenger RNA. RefSeq names its product 26S proteasome non-ATPase regulatory subunit 14 homolog. The coding region runs from base 98 to 1027 and encodes 309 amino acids. The record is from RefSeq and is a predicted model, not a curated record. Gene Ontology annotation, cellular component: proteasome regulatory particle, lid subcomplex. Lineage: Eukaryota; Viridiplantae; Streptophyta; Magnoliopsida; Caryophyllales; Amaranthaceae. Gene Ontology annotation, biological process: proteasome-mediated ubiquitin-dependent protein catabolic process; protein deubiquitination. The transcript is spliced from 6 exons. Gene Ontology annotation, molecular function: proteasome binding; metallopeptidase activity; protein binding.